Molecule: messenger RNA, 1882 nt
Organism: Synchiropus splendidus (mandarinfish)
Lineage: Eukaryota; Metazoa; Chordata; Actinopteri; Syngnathiformes; Callionymidae
Product: lysine-rich nucleolar protein 1-like
Exons: 5
Coding region: 92-1420 (442 amino acids)
Source: RefSeq, a predicted model, not a curated record
GCACACCACCGACAAAGUCAUAGAAGAACAGACGUUCAGGCACGUCCGAGUAAACUACACGUGAAGAUUCGGUUUGUCCUUUAUAGACUGAAUGGGGAUGAAAAUAAUGUCUGACGAGAUAAAUCAUGAAACGCUGAAGAAGAAGAAGAAGCACAAUAGAGAAAAAGAGUCUUUGCCUGAAAGUAUGAAUGGAAGUGAUCAGCCAAAUGAAGAUAUGGAAACGUGUGACGGAAGAAGUGACAAAAUUCUCAAGAAAAAGAAGAAAAGGAAAGUUGAUGACUGUCUGAAUGCUGCAGUUGCUGCUGACCCUGUUGAUGAAAGUGCUGCCAGCGUUCGUAAAAAGAAGAAAAAGAGUGAGGAGAUCGAUCGGAAAGCAGGGAAGAAACGAAAAGCUGAAACGACAGGAAUGAAAUGUGUCGACCAGGAAGAUGAAAAGAAAUCAAAACAACAGGAAAACGGUCUGAUGGUGGAAAAUGUUGAGAUUCAGGGGAAAACUAAAAAGAAGAAGCAAAAGAAAGUGGACACUGUUGAGAAUGAUGGCAUUACUGUAACAAAAAAGAAAAAGAAAGCAAAACAUGAAGAGAACAAAGAAGAUGAAGCAGCAGCAGCAGAAACCCAAAAGGAAGAAACGAACGUGUUGGAAGAUGAGAAGAAGAGCAAGAAGAAAAGUAAAAAAGACAGAUUAAAACUUGAGGAUGAUGUUGUAGUGAGUGAAAUAGAAGCACCAGAAAUCAUCAAGAAGAAAAAGAAAAAAAAGUUCAGCAAUAAAGAAGGAAGUCAAGACACAAAUGGGAACACAGAGGUAGAAGAGAAGAAACCAAAGAAGAAAAAGGCUAACCCACAAGAGGUGGAACCUUUAUUAGUUGACGAGAGUCUCGCCUCUUUAGCAGAAGAAAAGACCAAAAAAAGCAAAAAGAAAAAAUCAUCAGUUUCCCUGGAAACGCAUUUAGAGACAAAGCAGGUGCAAAGUGUGAAAAAGAAAAAGAGGAGAGCUGAAGUGGCAGACCAGAAUUCACAAGACAACAUGGCCGACACUGAUCAGAAGGACGUGAACUCGGAAAGAAGACCGGCUCAGAAGGAGGCUGUUCAGUCCCAGACGGCAUCCAAACCUUCGGGCUUGGGCCAGUGGAGCACUGCUCAGUUCAACAACUCCCAGCAACGCGACAAGUUCCUGCGCUUGAUGGGAGGCUUCAAGUCCGGCUUCCAGAAGGCCACGACGAGCACGGAUCACGCCAACAUGGCGCUCGGAGCGGAGGGGCAGAAACACUUACAGCAGGGACUUAUGGGAGAGUUUGAGCGAGCACAGUCGCGGAGGAUGGACUUUUCCAACAGAGGAGCAGGACUUGGCUUCAGCGCACCGACAAACAAGAAGUUCUCAAUCGACGUCAACGCGUGUCGCUCAGUCCGUUUUGACGACUGAACCGAUGGGAUCUGUGUUUUUUACUUGAGUAAAAUGAAAUGUCUUGAAAUCAUUUUCACACAAGCUUGACAACUUCAAUAGUCUUUUUAAUACUUCUUGAAUAAAAGCUCUGGUUUUACAUCAAAGAUUCAUGUGUCUGUUGUUUAAAGGCUCAAUCUUUCUUGAAAGGUAAAAAAAAAAGAUGCAGAACAUUCAGGUAGAUCAUCUUACAGUGAACUUCAAUACUCCGGCCUGAAGGUCUGUCAGCAAUCCCACUGAAGGUUUAGCGCAAACAUGAGCACCUUCCAGAAUUCAUUCUUGAUACAAACAUACAUGACCACCGACAGACUGUCAUGUCCAAGCCGCAGUUUCACAAGCAAAACCCCUCUGAUCUGAGUUCAGAUACUGCAACAUGAAACUAGUCUUGUGACGUCACGUGCAGAGAGACAGCUCGAUGAGAAUGAAAGCCAAAUGCAUCUGGCU